Molecule: messenger RNA, 1662 nt
Organism: Pistacia vera
Lineage: Eukaryota; Viridiplantae; Streptophyta; Magnoliopsida; Sapindales; Anacardiaceae
Product: mucin-5AC-like
Exons: 6
Coding region: 1-1662 (553 amino acids)
Source: RefSeq, a predicted model, not a curated record
AUGAAAGGAUAUGCUGAAAUUUUGUCUGCCAGUGGUGUUGUUAUUUCUGAUGAUGAAUUGAUAAACUACAUAUUAGACAGACUUGAUUCCGAAUAUGAUGCAGCAGUAGUAAAUGUUACCACUAGGCUUGAAUCCAGAGUUGAUCCUAUAAUAGUUCAAGAAGCACAGAUUUUUUUGCAAAAGUUUGAAUUACGGUUGGAAAAGGCAAAUAGAGCAAUGAAUUCUAUGGUACAUGCUGAAUUUCAUAGUAGCUUAGCAAAUAUUGCUAAUUUGUCUACUGAUAAUGAUGCAAAAAAAAUUACAAGCUCACCUAUAUACACACCCCAACAAACUCAGUUUUUCACACCACAUUUUUCUGGAAACUAUACUGGUGGCAGAGGCAGAGGUCGUGCAGGAGCUAGAAAUAGUUCAUAUGCCAAGUAUGUGGGAAAACAGCUUCAGAAUAAUUUCCAGUCACAGUCUCUCUCAGCUGCUGGUCAUUCUUCAGGCAGUUUGGACACUAAUUUCGGUACUUCACAGAUGCAUAAUCAAGCCUUCAUGGCUCAGUCACAGAAUCAUAGUCGACCUCUUACAGCAAUCAAUUACAUUGCUACUCCAUCCUCAAUCCAAGACACUGCUUGGUACAUGGAUUCUGGUGCAACAGACCAUGUUACCUCUGAUUUUUCCCAACUGACUUCAAGUUCCAACUACAUGGGCAGGGAACAGCUUCAGGACAAGUCUUCCCAAGCCAUUCUUCUGCAAGGAACACUUAAGUUUGGCCUGUAUCAGCUUCAGAGUUCAGCUUGCUCUACUCCUAAGUCUACUACAGUUUUGGUUUCAUCCUUUAAUUCCAUGCCAAGUCAUUGUCUUGCUUCGUUUCCUUGUUAUUCCAAUAAGGAUCCUAGUAAUCCUAUGAAUAAACAACCUGAGUUGUCUUCAGUUCACAAUGAAUGUUACAGCCUUAACCACAAAGGAUAUCAGUGUCUAUCACCUUCUAGCAGAAUAUACAUUUGCCAAAGUGUCACUUUUGAUGAAUCAGAAUUUCCUUUCAAGUCUUUUACUGAAUCAACACCACUUACAUCAAACAAUACCAUGAAUUCAGAGUCUUUUCCUUCUACGUCAGGUCAUCCUAGUUGGUCUAUUCCUGUCUCUACUCUACAAAUUUCAUCCCCAGUCAAUUCAGAAUCUACAUGUCCUACUACACAUGAUCAGUUAAAAACAUCAAUUCUUGCACCUAACACAGUGCCAUCCAUAAAGUCAGUUCCUUCAGCAGUAGGUUCCUUAGCUUUAGACCCUUAUCAGUGCACCUCUACAUCAGCUUUCAGCCUUAAAGUUUCUACUAAAUCCUUGCCUACACCAUCUGAAUUCUUGUCUUCACCAUCAGCACCCACUGACACUACACAAUCUGCUCCAUAUGAUAGUGAUCAAUCCUUUAAUACCAGAACCUUUGCUGAUCCUCUGCCUCUAACUGAACCCUCUGUUCCUUCUACCAUUAAUACUCACCUUAUGGUUACUAGAGCCAAAGCCAAUGCCCAUAACACUACCCUUCUUUCCACUUCUGCACUUGAUACUGUAACUGAAGCACUUACACAUCCUGCUUGGAAGGUUGCUAUGCAGUCAAAAUAUGAUGCUUUGUUGUCUAAUAAAACCUGGGAACUUGUUCCUGCCUCAUCCGAGAUAUAA